AUGGCUUCAGACGACGGAAUUACCAUAUCUGUAGAAGUGCCACCGUCAGCACCUGCGCCAGUGGCUACGGAAGAUUCUGCACCUGCGUCAGUUGCUACGGAAGAACCUGCAAUUCCGCCUGUGGUGCAGCCUAUAAGUUCAUCCAGGGGAAAGACUAAAACAUCUCGAGCUCUUAGCAUGUUCAAGGAGACAUGUUGUAUGCAUAGAGUGCCUCAUCGACUACGUCAAGUAAACAAAAAAGCCUAUGAACCAAAUGUGAUUUCAAUUGGUCCUUACCAUCGUGGAAAGCCACACUUGGCCCCGAUGGAAGUCAUUAAAGAACGUUGCUUUUGGGAGGUUGCUGAAGAAACCAACCGUGGCAUGGUGGAAUUUGAAAGCGAAAUGACACCGUUUGAAAAUGAAGCCCGCAAAUGCUAUGAAGAACCUCUUGACUUACCAUCUCAGAAAUUUGUGCAAGUGAUGAUCUUCGAUGGAUGUUUCAUUGUUCAGCUGAUUCGAAAGGUUUAUCCAGGGGGUAUUUUUAAGGUGGGGCGAAUUCAAGCCGACAUUCGCAAUGAUUUGUUACUGCUUGAAAAUCAGCUUCCUUUCUCUGUGCUCUUCAAGUUGUACCAAAUGAUAGUGCCAGAACCCGGAGAAAUCAAACAAUUCGCUGAGUUGACUCUUUAUUUCUUUGAGUUGUCUCACCGUCGCUUACCCGAGAGAGAUUUUAUCCAUCUGCUAGACAUAGUACACAGUACUUACCUUCCCUCGGCUCGAGGAAUAGAACAACACCAGGUUUUUAAAGCACAAGCAGAAGCAGAAGCAGUAGCAGAACCGAAUUCCCAACGCUCGUGGAAGUUCAUACGUAGCGCAACGGAGUUGGAAGACUCGGGAAUCGGUUUCUUUGGCGCCAGUGUUGAGAAGAUGAGAGUCGAGAACCAAGGGGUAGAGCUAGAGAUAUUUGAUAUAAUGUUUACAUCAGAUACCAAAGUAUCGAGGAUUCCAACUUGUAUCAAACUAGGUACCAAAGUACUGUGGAUUCCAACUCCUAUCACACUAGAUACCAAAGUACUGAGGAUUCCAACCUUACAAGUUGAUGACUCGACGGAGCGCCGAUUACGCAAUUUCAUGGCCUUUGAACAAUUCUUCCCCGUCGAGAAACCGACUUAUUUCGUCGAUUACGUGGUUUUCAUGGAUAACCUCAUCAACACAGGCAAGGAUGUGCAGCUACUCUGCAAGAGUGGAGUUCUUGACAACUGGUUGGGAGAUGAUGAAGUAGUUUCCCAAAUGUUUAACAAGCUCCGAGAAUCCAUUUACAUGUCACGGGACUUCUACUAUGCUGAGAUAUUUUGUAAGUCGGCCGAGAUUCGUUCUUCCCAUGAAUUCGCCACACAGGAUUCGACCACCAUCCAACUCAACUCGAUUACAUUCUCACUCCCCGAGCUCCGGUUCUUUAUUCAUCCCAUAGAAGAAAAAACACCUGAAGGAAGAGAAGUAAUACGGUGCGCCGCCAGAAUCCGACACCAGAAAACGAAAAAGCCAAAAAAAAUAUUCCUGCGAUUGGUCGCCCGGCCGUUGUUGGCGAAGGUGAAAGACACGACGGGGAUCGUUGGAUUGGACGUUGUUCCCAACGCCAGGGAAGUCCUGAUCGGACUCUACAGCAAGACCCUUAAGGAGAUCCAGACCGUACCCGAAGACGAGGGCUACCGCAAGGCCGUGGAGAGCUUCACGCGCCACCGUCUGAAGGUCUGCCAAGAGGAAGAAGACUGGGAAAUGAUCGAGCAACGCCUCGGAUGCGGCCAGGUCGAGGAGCUCAUCGAGGAAGCGCGUGAUGAGCUCACUCUUAUUGGGAAAAUGAUCGAGUGGGAUCCUUGGGGUGUUCCCGAUGACUAUGAAUGUGAGGUUAUCAAAAACGAUGCUCCAGUUCCCAAGCAUGUUCCACUGCACCGUCCUGGUCCACUCCCAGAGGAGUUCUACAAGACACUCGAAGCCCUUUCUGAAAAGGAUGAGCCUAAAAUCACCUCCGGGGAGCCACAGAUAAUAUAGUAAGCAUACUGAAGCGUUUUGGCUAGAGACACUUAGGUUUUCAAAGUCGAAUAUUGCAUUUUUCUAAUCAUCCUUUUGUUUAUGCUUUUCUUUUUCUUUUCAAUCCUGUAUUGCCCCUGUUCUUUGAUGAAUCAGAGCUUAAACCCUAAAGACAAAAGCUGGAAUCAUUAAGCUGCUAAUAAUGUUAAUAUACUUGGGGUCC
This is a messenger RNA of Hibiscus syriacus, 2227 nucleotides long. Its product is annotated as UPF0481 protein At3g47200-like. NCBI's taxonomy places the organism in Eukaryota, Viridiplantae, Streptophyta, Magnoliopsida, Malvales, Malvaceae. Gene Ontology annotation, biological process: respiratory electron transport chain. The transcript is spliced from 4 exons. Bases 1 to 2025 code for a protein of 674 amino acids. The record is from RefSeq and is a predicted model, not a curated record.